AUGGAGAAUGUGCGCAAUCACGUCGAUGUGCGGCUUUUAACGAAAUGGGAAGGUAGAUUUGAUGCUGAGGCGAUGAUCGCGAAACCGAAUUUUCACAGUCGUAGCGUCUUUUCGGAGAAUCUGGUCGCGGUAGAAAUGCGCAAACUCGAGGUCAAGUUCAACAAACCAAUCUACGUGGGUAUGUGUAUUCUCGACAUAUCCAAGACUUGUUUGUAUGAAUUUCACCACGACUACAUGCUACCGUCUUUUCAAGAAAAGUGUAAAGUAAUGUACACCGAUACUGAUAGUCUUAUUUACCACAUCGAAUGCGACGAUGUUUAUGAAAUCAUGAAGCGUGACAUUAGGAAAUUUGAUACUAGCGAUUACGCGGCUGAUAAUGUGUACGGUAUUCCGCUCGCUAAUAAAAAGGUUCCAGAGAAUAACAAAUGUCAUGAUAUAACACACGAACACAUCAUUGAAUUUGAUAACGAACUUGAUUUUGUGCAAAAUAGUGUGAUUGCAAAUAAUACUUGUGACGAUCCUACACGUUUCUUGACUGAGGACAUUGAAACAGCAGAUACAGAAUCGUUAAAAAUUAAAGAAUAUUCUACAGUUGAUGAAUUACGUCGUUGGGCAGUUAAAUGUAACAUUAAACAUAAUCAUCUAGAUAAACUUUUAAGCAUAUUGAGAAAAGAUUUAAUACCUGAUUUACCGAAAUCUUCACAAACUUUUCUCGAAACAUCAAAGGCUACAUACAAAAUAAUAAACAUGGAAGAUCACAAUUCCAUGUACCCAAAUAGACAAUUUGUUUACUUCGGUAUAAAAACGGGCUUAAAACAAAAAAUCAAUAAAGAAUUUAGCCAAAAUAUUAUUCAGCUUUAA
This is a messenger RNA of Wasmannia auropunctata (little fire ant), 861 nucleotides long. RefSeq lists its product as uncharacterized. The coding region runs from base 1 to 861 and encodes 286 amino acids. Lineage: Eukaryota; Metazoa; Arthropoda; Insecta; Hymenoptera; Formicidae. The record is from RefSeq and is a predicted model, not a curated record. The transcript has 2 exons.